GACCCAUCUGACCUGACUUGGAGAUAUGAGCUCUUCCAGCCCCGAUCAGCGUUUGGAGCAUCUGCUCAGCGCCGUGGAGAGCGAGUUCCAGAAAGGCAGCGAGAAAGGAGACGUCACCGAGAGAGAUAUUAAGUUAACGCUGGAGGACGCGGAGCUGUGGAACAAGUUUAAAGAGUUAACCAACGAGAUGAUCGUCACCAAGACUGGGAGGAGGAUGUUCCCGGUUCUGCGGGUCAGCGUCUCCGGCCUGGACCCGAACGCCAUGUACUCGGUGCUGUUAGACUUCGUUGCAGCGGAUAACAACCGAUGGAAAUACGUGAACGGGGAAUGGGUCCCCGGGGGCAAGCCGGAGCCGCAGAGCCCCAGCUGCGUCUACAUCCAUCCAGACUCCCCAAACUUCGGAGCGCACUGGAUGAAGGCGCCGGUCUCCUUCAGCAAAGUUAAACUGUCCAACAAGCUGAACGGCGGAGGACAGAUCAUGCUGAACUCUUUGCACAAAUAUGAGCCGAGGAUCCACAUCGUGAAGGUCGGAGGCAUCCAGAAGAUGAUCAGCAGCCAGUCUUUCCCAGAAACCCAGUUUAUCGCUGUCACUGCCUACCAGAACGAAGAGAUCACUGCUCUGAAGAUAAAACACAACCCCUUUGCCAAAGCUUUUCUGGAUGCCAAAGAAAGGAGUGACCAUAAAGAAGUGUCUGACCAGACUACGGACAGCCAACAGUCCGGAUAUUCUCAACUUGGGGGUUGGUUCCUUCCAGGCCAGAGUCCCAUUUGCCCCAACAGCAGCCCCCCUCAGUUCAGUGGCACUGCAGGCCACCCGUCAGGCUCCUACUGCGAGCGCUACUCCAGCCUGAGGAGCCACAGAGCGGCUCCCUACCCCAGCCACUACCCCCACCGCAGCUCCAGCACCAACAACUACAUGGACAACAACUCGGGGACUCUGCCGACUCAUGACAGCUGGUCUGCCCUUCAGAUCCCCAACUCCACAGGCAUGGGUACUCUGUCUCAUACCAGCAACUCCACAUCCAACACCGGUCAGUACCCCAGCCUCUGGUCGGUAGCUGGCACCACGCUCACCCCUUCUGGCUCUUCCUCCAGCUCCGUGCCUGGAGGUUUGACCUCUCAGUUCCUGAGGGGCUCCUCCUACACGGGUCUGACCUCCUCUCUACCCGUCUCCUCGCCGUCCUCCAUGUACGAGCCCAGCUUGAGCGAGGUUGGAGUAGGGGAUGCCCAGUUUGAGAGCUCCAUCGCCAGGCUCACAGCGAGCUGGGCGCCUGUAGCUCAGAGCUACUGAAGCAGCUCUCAGGCUUCACCUCUUCCUGUCUGACCUUUAGGAAGCAUGGAGCUUUGGUACAGACUAAGAUCCCAGAUCACUUAUUGCAGUUCCUCGAAAAAGUAACUGAAUAGACUCAUUUGGGAUAGACAGUGCAAUGUGUACACUGUUCUGCUUUCUUACAGCCAAAAAGAUUGUUUUUUUUUUGUUUUUUUCUCCACACUUAACUUUGCAAAUUAAAUAAGACACUUUUAAACCCUGUUUAAGUAAUGGUCUGUCGACUGGCGCAGGGUAGUUUCUGCAGCCAAGAAAAUUCAUGACAUAAACUAAUUUCAUAUGUAGACAGACAUUAGGUUAUGAAUGUUAACUUGCUCUUAGGAAGCUACAAAGUUAUUUUCCACCAUAUUCAUUACAUUUUAUAUCAUUGUUAACCCUAAAAAAACAACAAAAAAAAGGUCCUAACUAACGUGAAUAUGUACAUGUGUGUAUAUAGAGUAAAUUAAUGUGUGUAUUUUCCAUUCAUUGUGCCUUUUACUGUACGAUCGAUUCCAAAGUGCCUUCUGGAUGCUGGCAGGCUUUAGAUGAGUCCGCUGCCU
Molecule: messenger RNA, 1866 nt
Organism: Cyprinodon variegatus (sheepshead minnow)
Lineage: Eukaryota; Metazoa; Chordata; Actinopteri; Cyprinodontiformes; Cyprinodontidae
Gene: tbxta
Product: brachyury protein homolog A
Exons: 8
Coding region: 26-1291 (421 amino acids)
Biological process (GO): regulation of transcription by RNA polymerase II; cell fate specification; somitogenesis
Cellular component (GO): nucleus
Molecular function (GO): RNA polymerase II cis-regulatory region sequence-specific DNA binding; DNA-binding transcription factor activity, RNA polymerase II-specific
Source: RefSeq, a predicted model, not a curated record